AUGGGUUCAACGGUGAAUAAUCCAUCCAAGGGCGGCUUUGGCCUGGUAAUGCAGAAUCCUUACCUCUGUGGUGUAGCUUCGUUCUCGACCCUCGGUGGUCUGUUGUUCGGCUAUGACCAGGGCGUGAUCAGCGGCGUAAUCACCAUGGAGUCCUUUGGUGCCCGGUUCCCGCACGUCUUCUCUGACAGCAGGGUCAAGGGAUGGUUUGUAUCGACUCUGCUUCUCGCGGCAUGGUUAGGAUCGUUGAUCAACGGUCCUGUUGCCGACCGGAUUGGACGAAAAUUAUCAAUCAAUGUGGCCGUCGUGAUCUUUGUGAUUGGAUCUGCUGUCCAGUGUGCCGCCGUCAACAUCCCAAUGCUCUUUGCUGGACGCGCAGUUGCUGGACUGGCGGUUGGCAUGCUCACAAUGGUCGUCCCACUGUACAUCUCUGAGGUUUCGAUCCCUGAAAUUCGUGGAGGCCUCGUGGUCGUGCAACAAUUAUCCGUUACGAUUGGCAUACUGAUCAGCUACUGGAUUGACUAUGGCACAAACUAUAUCGGUGGAUCCCGCUGUGCGCCGAAUGUACCCUAUACCGGUGGAACCGCCUCCAAGCCCGCCUUCGAUCCAUACCGGGAUGUACCUGAUGGAGGUUGCACUGGCCAGUCUGAAGCAUCAUGGCGUCUCCCCCUGGCUAUUCAGAUUGUUCCUGCGGUCAUACUGGGAAUCGGAAUGCUGUUCUUCCCGGAUUCCCCACGCUGGCUGAUGAUGAAGGAGCGUGACGAUGAGUCGCUUACCGCGCUCUCGAGGCUCCGUCGGCAAGAUCGCGAUAACCCUGCCCUUCAGAACGAGUAUCUCGAGAUCCGCGCAUCCAUCCUGCUCGAGAACACAUUUGCUCAGGAGCACUUCCCCAACUUGUCCGGAUUUAAGCUGCAUGUUGCUCAGUACCUGUCGUUCCUGACCACCUGGGCCCGCUUCAAGCGAUUGGCUAUUGGAUGCUGCGUCAUGUUCUUCCAGCAAUUCAUGGGCUGCAACGCCAUGAUCUACUACGCCCCGACCAUAUUUGGCCAGCUCGGCCUCGAUGGCAACACAACUUCCCUUCUAGCCACCGGCGUGUACGGCAUCGUCAACUGCCUGAGUACACUCCCGGCGCUGUUCUUCAUUGACAAGGUGGGACGGCGUGUGCUAUUAAUGGCCGGUGCCACCGGUACCUGUAUUUCGUUGGCUAUUGUUGGUGGUAUCCUUGGAGGCUAUGGCUCUCACUUGAUGGACCAUAAGUCGGCUGGCUGGGUCGGCAUUGCCUUCAUCUAUAUCUAUGACAUCAAUUUCUCAUACUCCUUUGCUCCCAUUGGCUGGGUCCUUCCGUCUGAGAUCUUCAACCUUUCCAUCCGAUCCAAGGCUAUCUCUAUCACAACCUCAGCUACCUGGAUGUGCAACUUUAUCAUCGGUCUUGUCACCCCGGAUAUGCUUGACUCGAUUACCUGGGGCACAUACAUCUUCUUUGCAGCCUUUUGCCUCCUGGCCCUAGCGUUCACCUUCUUCUGUAUUCCUGAGACUCGCGGAAAGACCCUCGAAGAUAUGGACCUCAUCUUCGGAGAUACGGCUGCACAUGAAGAGAAGGAGCGCAUCAAGCACAUUGAGUCGGAGCUCCGUGGAACACAAAUUGAUGAAGAUGACGACCUGAAGCCGGUGAAUCAUCAAACAGAGAUUUUCAAUGCUGCUUGA
Messenger RNA from Penicillium canariense, 1701 nucleotides. Its product is annotated as sugar porter family MFS transporter. The record is from RefSeq and is a predicted model, not a curated record. Gene Ontology annotation, biological process: carbohydrate transport; transmembrane transport. Gene Ontology annotation, molecular function: carbohydrate:proton symporter activity. NCBI's taxonomy places the organism in Eukaryota, Fungi, Ascomycota, Eurotiomycetes, Eurotiales, Aspergillaceae. The coding region runs from base 1 to 1701 and encodes 566 amino acids. The transcript has 11 exons. Gene Ontology annotation, cellular component: membrane.